UGGAGUUUACUGCUAGUAGCAGCUAGCCGCUCUGUGAUCAUCUGGGAUCCUGUCCAUUCUUGGUGGCGCCCUGGGCGGCCAAAAACGACACUACAGGGCGCUGAAUAUUUACAACAGACACGAUUUUUUAAGUCAGUGAGCCGUGGCAGCUUUGGAGUUGAUAGACAGGAACAUUUAGUGAAAUGGCGACCCGGCCUCCCUCUCUGGGCAUGGCAUUGUGGCCAUUGGCGUUGAUGCUAACUUAGCUAGUUAGCUCAUCAGGCUAGGUAGCUGGCUGCAUCGACUCGCUUUGCAAUUAGCAUAGCUACACCUAGCUUCCUUUAGCUUGCUACGCUGCGUUAGCUGUGAGGUAGACUCGCGUUAUGAGGAUAACUUAACAGCCGCGUCGCUACUUUAACGUCACCCACGUUAGACUGGAGGCGAACACUCACUCCGUGCUGCGAGUAACCAGGGCAGGGUGGGGGGCUAGUGCGGCUAAGGUUAGCCAAGUGGACGCGCUACCAUGCAGCAGUAGCCGAGCGGUGUUUCUGUCGCGAGCCACUGCCGCCUUGCACCAGCAGACUAACGGGUCGGUAGCUAGCAGUUACCGGGCAUUGUGCGGUAUGUAGCCCUGACAUGCUAACCAUCCAUUAGAAAAAGUUGGCGAUCGGCCGUAACAUUUCAGACAAUGUUUGGCACAGGCCAGUUGUGGCUGAACACGAUAGUCACUAUAUGACGAGUUGUAGACCCGAUGACGAUUCAUAGCCAGUGUUGACCUGCAGUUGCACGGACCGCGGGGCCUUGUCGCUCGCCUCGGGGUUAUCUGCGUCGCGCCAGCGAGUGUGUUUCACGUCCGCUCAGUGGCCCGAUUGGUUUGAUACAACGAUGUAAAGUCACCGAGCUGAGCAUAACAUCGGCGAUAAGCAGCGUUCGCUAGCAGAAUGAACCACUCGGGAGACGUGCCCCAGGAAAAGAUGGAGCUGGAUCUGGAAGUCCCAUCUUCUGUAGUUCCGAGCGACGGACACUUGAGGAGAUCCAACAGUGCGCCCAUGAUCAAUGGCCUAAGUGAUAACUCCCAGGUGUUCCAGAGAGAGGUCCUGCGCAGCCGGAGAAAUAGCACCACAGUUGUCAACAGGCCCAACAUGGUCCCUUCGUCGCCUAUCCGCGUCCCCAGCUCCAGACUGCACCAGAUAAAACAAGAAGAGGGUGUAGACGUGAUGAACAGAGAAACCGCUCACGAGCGGGAAGUUCAAGCUGCCAUGCAGAUGAGCCAGUCCUGGGAGGAGAGCCUUAGCCUGAGUGACAAUGAUUUGGAGAAGUCCGUAUCAUCAUCUCCAAAGCGCAUCGACUUUGUGCCUGUGUCGCCUGCCCCGUCCCCGACCAGAGGGAUUGGGAAAAAGCAGUGUUUCUCUCCUUCAUUACAAAUCCUGGUGAGCAGCAAUGGCCUGACACCCAGCCCGAUCCCCAGCCCAACGCGACGCUUCAGCCGGCGGAGUCAAAGCCCAAUCAACUGCAUCAGAGCCAGCAUUCUUGGGCCAAUCAAACGCAAAGGAGAGAUGGAGACAGAGAGCCAACCCAAGAGACUCUUCCAGGGAACCACCACCAUGUUGUCCUCCGACGUCUCCAACCUGUCGGAUCUCGGCUCCUGUCACUCUCCAGAUUUGCUGGAUGGCAGCCUGAGCAGCGUCAGCUCCUCCACCGGCUCCCCGGGCAAAAUGGAGGGAGUGUCGCCCUCCUCGUCCAGCAACUCGCCCUUCGCUUCCCUCCAGGAUUUGUCCCCAAAAUGAGAACGGGGAUGGCAAGAGACACUAAAAAGGACUGGCAAGAGAGAGAGGAAAAAAAACUGGUUCCCUCUCUCGAGGGAACCAGUUUCCUUCUCAGACCCUCCACCCCGCCAUCGGCUAGACUUAGAUUCAUUUUCCGUCUGUUUGCUUCUGAUUGGCUGUUUUUUUUUGUUUUUUUUUCAUGGCUACACUCUACAGGGUCUAGAUUUGUGUGAAUGAAGGAAACCAAAGCCAUGGAUGAGGUUUUGUGUGACUAGGUUGAACCCGGUGAAACUGGGGAAUGACUGAAGACUAUGAGCAUCAGCUGCUAGUAGAGGAUCUUGGAUGGUGCUUGGCUUCAUAGUGGUAUUGUGUUUUAUACAUGGCUAUCCUGUUAAUCUGUCUGAGCAGUUCCCCUCACUGGAGAGAGACACUGAGCACUGGACACAAAAGAAAAAAAGCCUAUUUUGGGUGUGUACAUUUUUCCCUGUUUUUGUGCUGGAGAACUUUUUUGUUAUGUACACAGUGUGCAGAUUUUGUAAGAAAAGAUUUAACUUAUUGUUUUCCUGCUUUGUUUGUAAUUAUGUACAUAUUAACCAUGUCGGACAUAGUUUUAAGUUUGGCUGCGAGGUGAAUGUGGGCACAGGUCUUGGAACAGCAAAGGUUUUCUUUGUUGAAGGAACAUGAACUAUGGACAUUUUCUUACUCUUAUACUGUAAGAGAAGUUACGACUCCAGUAGAUAUUCAGAAUAUUUUUAUGAGAGGCCGUGAACUGUGGGGGAAUUUUUUCAGUUGUGCUUGUAUGUGCCCCUCCCCGUGACUCACGGCAACUUUAUUUGCCAUGUGUGAGCACGUAGGCAACUAGCCGUAGAUGAAAUGAGAUGGACAGUGCCGGUGACUGUCGACACUAACGACUCCUCUGUAUCCUGUUUUUAUCAGGAUGGUUUUUUUUGUAGAUACGCAAACAAUUUUUCUGGGGGGGGGCAACAUUUUUCUUAUUUAUGGAAAAAAUAAGUUUAUUAUAAAAAUUGUAUGGUGAUUGGUUUCUAUUCCAAGUGAAUGUGACCAACGUGUUGUCAUUCACACCAAAUCAACUGACUGCCUGGAUGAAUGGGCAAUAAAAAUCAAAAUGGCACCAUCAUAUUGUGAGAGAAGAGACUGCUGUUUCUGCUGUGUUGUUACAUUUAAUAAAAGCUUAUUUUUUUGGGACAGGAUCCUCUAUCCUGUAGUGUUUUCAGUCUUAAGAAGGGAAGACGUAACGCUGACAUAUCAGCUUUGUCUUUAGGAAUCCCCGAAAGGCAGCAUAUCAAGGAAUGAGCGUGUACUUUCCACUGUCAUUACCCCGUUGUUCAGCUCUCCUGUCUAACUCGUACAUCCGAACCCUUCAUGGCUCGGUAGCCUUCCAUGUACAUGUACGAGAGGAAGUGAUUGUAAAUCAUUUUAUGGAAGUGUGCCGUUUAAAUUUAAAUGAGAAGUUUGGUUGCAGUCUGUUUACUGAAUGUUGUUUUUCUUUUUCACAGAUAGUGUUUUUCUUGGGUCAUCUUAUGAAGCAUUCAGGGCACGGAUCUAGCAGAUAAAUCUUAUGCUAUACUGUAUGUCUGUGAUAGGCCGGACAGGCUGUAAUCUGCCGAACUGGCCAACACCUUGCCUGUGCUCGUUGUCUUUUGUGACUGGACAUCAGGGCGAAAUAAAUUAUUUCUUUAUUA
This is a messenger RNA of Scophthalmus maximus (turbot), 3448 nucleotides long. RefSeq names its product PABIR family member 2 (gene pabir2). The transcript is spliced from 10 exons. Gene Ontology annotation, molecular function: protein serine/threonine phosphatase inhibitor activity. The record is from RefSeq and is a predicted model, not a curated record. NCBI's taxonomy places the organism in Eukaryota, Metazoa, Chordata, Actinopteri, Pleuronectiformes, Scophthalmidae. The coding region runs from base 921 to 1766 and encodes 281 amino acids.